UGCGCGAGCUGCGCAAUCUGCGCGUACCGCGUACACACCGCUGCCGCUGGAUGGACAGAGUACCGACAUCCCGCUGGACCUGCUUCGGCGUGAGCGGAAUGUCCGUGGAUGAGAAGCCGGAGGCCCCCAUGUACGUGUAUGAGUCGACGGUCCACUGCGCCAACGUGCUCCUGUGCCUGAACGACCAGCGCAAGCAGGACCUCCUGUGCGACGUAACGGUGCUGGUGGAGGGGAAGGAGUUCCGCGCGCACCGUGCUGUGCUGGCCGCCUGCAGCGAGUACUUCCUGCAAGUGCUGGUGGGCCAGGCCGACAAUGAGCUGGUGGUCAGCUUGCCCGAGGAGGUCACUGCCAGGGGAUUCGCCCCAUUGUUGCAGUUUGCCUACACGGCUAAGCUGCUGCUCAGCAGAGAAAACAUCCAGGAGGUCAUCCGUUGUGCCGAAUUCCUGCGCAUGCACAACCUUGAGGACUCGUGCUUCCGCUUCCUGGAGGCGCAACUGCGCAGCGAGGAGGACGGCCUGCUGCUCCGUCACAAGGGAGCGCCGCCCCCACCGCAGGACGGUGACCACUCUGAAGGAGAGGCCACUCCAGAAGAGAUGGUUCAGUUUGAGGCCAACAGGGUGGUGACCAGGCCACACAGCGCGAGCCUUAACUCCACCCGGCGGCUGGACGAGGAGAGGCUCGCCAUGCCUAUGCCCGGCGACUACUCUGACGGCCGGCUGGGCUUUGACAAGCAGGUCGCCUCGGACAUGCCUCGCUUUCCCAAGUACAGGAAGUAUCAGAGCUACAACAAGCACAAUAACAACAACUCCUCACACAGCAGUACCUCAGGUUUUCCAAGCACAUUCAAGGAGAGCGGUGGUGGCGGCAGCGGCAGCUGCAGUGCUGUCCUGGGAGCGCCUCGACCGGCAGUGGUCCACAUCAAAGACGAGCCGUGCACAGAGGAGGAGGAAGACCAAGAUGCCUCUGGCCGGGAUGGCGUGGCUGAGAUGGAGCUGGACGGGGACGACGCCCUCAGAUCACUGCCCUGCCUGCAGUCCUCCAUCAGGAAGGGCGCUGGCUUGGCAGGGCAGCUCGGUGUCCCCGAGUAUGGCAGCAGCCUUGGCUGCCCCCUUGACAAAGGAAGCACUCAGGGUGACCACAAGAAGGACUACGGGCACUUUGGCGCAGAGCUAGGGCUGCCCACGGCAGCCUCCCCCCAGGAAGUCGAUGGCUUCUCAGCCAGCCUCUCCUGGAAGUCAACCCCCUGCGAUGGGGUUUGCAGGCCGGAGGAGCUGGACCGACGGAGCGUAAUUUUUUCCUCCGGGGCAUGCGAUCGCUUGGGAGCCCCUGCUCACUCCUACCCCAGGGGUAACUCCAUGGAGAAGGAGCUGCCCGAGCACCAGCCAAAGAGCCUGUGUGCUGGCGCCAGCCAGUCCCUUCCCACCCCCCAGACGUACUCCCCCAGUGCUGGGGCCCCGGAUGCUGCGUCGCACUGCCGCUCGCGCCCCAACACAAGCUGCCCCGUGCCAAUCAAGGUGUGCCCCCGCUCCCCACCUUCAGAGACCCGUACCCGCACCUCUAGCUCCUGCUCCUCGUACUCCUAUGCCGAAGAUGGGAGCGGUGGCUCCCCUUGCAGCCUUCCCCAGUUUGAGUUGUCCUCUUCACCCUGCUCGGGUGCGACGCGCUGCCUGGCGACGGAUCAGCAAGAGCCGGGUGCCAUGGGGGCGGACGCCGUGCUCGGCCGGGUGAGGCCCAAGAUCAAGUGCGAGCAGCCAUACGGCACAAACUCCAGCGACGAGUCUGGGUCUCUGUCGGAAGGAGACAGCGAGUCCUGCCAUGUCCAAGACCAGGGGGCAGAGGUGAAACUUCCCUUCCCUGUCGAUCAAAUCACAAAUCUUCCACGUAACGACUUCCAAAUGAUGGUGAAGAUGCACAAGCUGACCUCGGAGCAGCUCGAGUUCAUCCACGACGUGCGGCGCCGGAGCAAGAACCGCAUCGCCGCGCAGCGCUGCCGCAAACGCAAGCUGGACUGCAUCCUCAACCUGGAGUGCGAGAUACGCAAGCUGGUGUGUGAGAAAGAGAAGCUUUUGACGGAGAGGAGCAAGUUAGAGGCCUGCAUGGGCGAGCUGUGGGAGAACUUCUCCUGCCUGUCCCAGGAGGUGUGCCGGGAGGUACAGCUGAGCCCGGAACAGGUGCAGUCGCUGCAUCGCUACUGCCCGGUGCUGCGGCCCGCCGAGACCGCACCCGUGCCCGCCCCCUCCGCCAGCAUCGACCUCACCUCGACCUCCGAUUCGCCCACCCCAGAGCCCCGUUUCCUCAACUCCCCCCGCCCCUCUGACGGCGAGCCUGGCUCCGCCCGGUGGCUGGCGGGCAACGGGGCCGACGCCCCGGGAGGCGCGGCGCCGGCUGCCGAGGGCCGGGACCCGGGCGUAUUCAUGGAGUCCGGGCUGAAGUUUGAACAGGGCAGCCAGACGGUCACGGUGGACUUCUGCCAGGAAAUGACUGAUAAGUGUACCACUGACGAACAGCCCAGGAAGGAGUAUUCCUAGUAA
Messenger RNA from Scleropages formosus (Asian bonytongue), 2531 nucleotides. It is a transcript of the gene bach2b, whose product is annotated as BTB and CNC homology 1, basic leucine zipper transcription factor 2b. Bases 51 to 2528 code for a protein of 825 amino acids. The transcript has 5 exons. Gene Ontology annotation, biological process: regulation of transcription by RNA polymerase II. Lineage: Eukaryota; Metazoa; Chordata; Actinopteri; Osteoglossiformes; Osteoglossidae. The record is from RefSeq and is a predicted model, not a curated record. Gene Ontology annotation, molecular function: DNA-binding transcription factor activity, RNA polymerase II-specific; RNA polymerase II cis-regulatory region sequence-specific DNA binding; protein binding.